UUCCUUUUUUUUUUUAAUUGGUUUCAUCUUAAUUUAAUAUUCUAAGAUUAAGUAUAUGGGGGGUCACACUGAUUAAAGGAAAGGCCAACCAGAAAUGAAGUAGAGAUCUUUUUAUUAUAUUUCUUUAACUUUUUCUUGGGCAAAUGAGAUUCCAAAACCUCAAAAAGACAUAAACGUGAAUGAACAUUACUAAAACUCAUCAAUCAAAAAGAAAAGUUCAAAUUUUUAUGACAUGUUCAACCUUAAGCCAUUAGUAAAGCAUGAGUCUUUGUAUUACCCCAGCUCACUAUAAUGCUAAACCUUGAAAACAUCGCAGACAGCAAGUUGUUUUCUUGAACUUCCAUCAUCAAUGGGUUUUUACAUUCAUCACUACUUGCUUGUUUUUAUCUUUCUUGUCCCAACUGUUCUGUGCCAAGUUAAAGAUUUUAUCAGCAUAGACUGUGGUGGUACCAAAAAUUACACUGACCCUAGUACAGGACUAGAAUGGAUUUCAGACUCUGGAAUGAUGAGCCUUGGCACAUCAGUAGUAGUAGAAAACCCAGAAAAGAACUUAACCCAGUACCAAACACGCCGAGAGUUCCCUAUAGAUACCAGAAAAUACUGCUACACUUUGAGAACCCAAGAGAGGAGGAGGUAUUUAGUACGAGCUACUUUUCAUUAUGGCAGUAUUAAAGAUGAAGAUACAUACCCAAAAUUUAAGCUUUACUUGGAUGCUACUGAGUGGUCUACUGUCACCAUUUUUGAUGCCUCAAGAGUCUAUGUGAAUGAAAUGAUUAUCAGGGCACCGUCUGAUUCAAUUGAUGUUUGCAUUUGUUGUGCCACUACUGGUUCUCCAUUCAUAUCCACCCUUGAACUGAGGUCUCUGAAUCUUUCUAUGUAUGCCACUGAUUUUGAGGAUAAUUUCUUCUUGAGAGUUUCAACUAGAGUAAACUUUGGUGCCUUAACCAAAGAUCCCUUAAGGUACCCAGAUGACCCUUAUGACAGAAUUUGGGACUCGGAUCUGGAAAAGAGGCAAAAUUAUUUAGUUGGGGUGGCUUCUGGUACUAAAAGAAUACAAACAUCAAGGGAUAUAGAUGUAAGGACAAGAGAGUACCCACCUGUAAAAGUAAUGCAAACGGCAGUUGUUGGCACAGAAGGAAGGUUAAGCUACAGAUUAAAUUUAGAAGGCUUCCCUGGAAAUGCUCGAGCUUAUGCUUAUUUUGCUGAAAUUGAAGACUUGGGUCCAAAUGAGACUAGAAAAUUCAAAUUGGAUGAACCUAAGAUACUUGACUAUAGCAAUGCAGUGGUAAAUAUUGCUGAGAAUGCCAAUGGAAGCUACAUCCUUUAUGAACCCAGCUACAUGAAUGUGAGCCUUGAGUUUGUUUUCUCAUUUUCAUUCCUUAAGACCCCGGAUUCUACUCGAGGGCCACUUCUAAGUGCUAUGGAGAUCAGUAAAUAUGUUCAAAUUGCUGCAAAGACAGAUAGGCAAGAUUUGAAUGUUAUCAAUGCCCUUCGCUUGAUAUCUUCCGAAGCUGCAUCUACAAAUGAAGGCGAUCCUUGUGCUCCAACACACUGGGAAUGGGUGAACUGCAGCUCCAGUGUACCACUGAGAAUAACAACAAUUAACCUCUCAGGAAAGAAUGUGAAGGGUGAAAUCCCAUCUGAGCUAAACCACAUGACCGAACUAGCAGAGCUGUGGUUGAGUGAUAAUUCUCUCACAGGAAAUUUCCCUGACAUGAGUAAUCUUAUCAAUUUAAAAAUUUUGCAUCUAGAGAACAACCAAUUGACUGGUUCCUUACCUUCUUAUCUGGGGAACUUGCCAGGUUUAGAGGAACUGUAUAUACAGAACAACUCCUUCACUGGGGGCAUUCCUCCAGCAUUAUUUAGUCGAAAAAUAAUCUUUAAAUACCAAGAUAACCCUGGAUUACACCAAGAGGCAGAAGACAAGAAGCACUUGAAGUUGCUAAUUGGAAUUUCAGUUGGAGCAUUUGUCCUUGUGUUAGUUUUAUUCUUGGGAAGUUUAUUAUAUAUCCGAAAUCACCGAAGGAAGGCAUCUCAGUCAAAGAGUGAUGAAAAAGGUUAUUCUCUACGUGCAAGCACCAAGCCUUCAACUUUCUUUUCAGUUUCCCGAGGUAGUCAUCUGAUGGAUGAAGGCAUAGCUUGCUACAUUACGCUUUCUGAUCUUGAAGAAGCCACAAAUAACUUUUCAAAGAAAAUUGGGAAAGGAAGCUUUGGAUCUGUUUAUUAUGGAAGGAUGAAAGAUGGAAAAGAGAUAGCAGUGAAGCUCAUGGCCGAGCCAUCUAGCCAUGGGGAUCAACAAUUUGUGACUGAGGUUGCCCUUUUGUCAAGGAUUCAUCACAGGAAUUUGGUUCCUUUAAUUGGAUACUGUGAAGAAGAACAUCAAAGUCUUCUGGUGUACGAGUACAUGCACAAUGGAACCUUAAGGGAUCACAUUCAUGGUACCACUGGCCAGAAGCGCUUAGACUGGCUACUUCGCCUUCGAAUAGCAGAAGAUGCAGCUAAAGGUCUUGAGUAUUUACACACUGGAUGCAACCCCAGUAUCAUCCACCGAGAUGUGAAAACAAGCAAUAUUCUCUUAGACAUCAACAUGAGGGCGAAAGUAUCGGAUUUUGGACUGUCAAGGCAAGCUGAAGAAGAUUUAACUCACAUAUCAAGUGUGGCAAGAGGAACUGUAGGCUACCUAGAUCCUGAGUACUAUGCUUGUCAGCAAUUGACAGAGAAGAGUGAUGUGUAUAGUUUUGGGGUUGUUCUACUUGAACUUAUAUCAGGAAAGAAACCUGUCUCACAAGAAGACUAUGGAGCUGAGCUGAACAUUGUUCACUGGGCAAGAUCCUUAGUUCGCAAAGGCGAUGUGAUAAGCAUUGUGGAUCCAUUUCUAGCUGGGAAUGUCAAAAUUGAGUCCAUGUGGAGAAUAGCAGAAGUUGCCAUCCAAUGUGUAGAACAACAUGGUGUUUGCAGACCAAGAAUGCAGGAAAUAAUUCUCUCCAUACAAGAAGCCAUCAAGAUUGAGAAAGGCGUUGAAGGAAACUCAAAACUAUCUCCUAGUGGUUCAAAAGCGCUAUCUUCUCGGAAAACUUUACUGACAAGCUUUCUUGAAAUUGAGCCUCCUGACUUGUCAAAUGGCUACUUAGUCCCCUCUGCAAGAUAAUUCUGUAUUGUUUGCUAUCUAAAGACUUACAGAUAACCAAAGUAACAUAUGCUGUCACAAAUGUUUGUGAAUGCUGUUUUGCUUCUAAGACUACAGAAUGGUCAUACCCAAUUGUAAAAAACACCUUUUUGUUUCAUAUUUUUCUUGUGUUAGAAGGCACAAUAUGUAUAUGAACCAACAAAGAAGAUAAGGUUUUGUUCGCUUGCUGAAGUGGGCAUGUAGCUUUCA
Humulus lupulus (European hop) is the source of this 3376-nucleotide messenger RNA. Its product is annotated as probable LRR receptor-like serine/threonine-protein kinase At1g67720. Gene Ontology annotation, molecular function: ATP binding; protein kinase activity. The record is from RefSeq and is a predicted model, not a curated record. Gene Ontology annotation, biological process: protein phosphorylation. Lineage: Eukaryota; Viridiplantae; Streptophyta; Magnoliopsida; Rosales; Cannabaceae. The transcript has 15 exons. The coding region runs from base 350 to 3148 and encodes 932 amino acids.